ACUCUCGCUCGUCUCUUUCAUUCCUGUUCCCUGAAGCGGGGCUUUGCCCGUCUGCCCACCGCGCUGCGCCAAGGACCGAAGAAACUGCCUGCCUCCUGGCCAUUGUUUUUCGCUGAGGAACCCGGGAAGCGGAGAAGACGGAAAUACUCGUGAGUUGACUUGCUACAUCUGCUGCCUGGCCUAGCUGAUAUGCUAAUUGAUCAUACACCUGCACACAGUUGUGGUCUGUUACAGGUACUGGUUCUAUUAUUCCUAUGUUGGGCAGUCUCGUAUUUGUUCGGCAUUGUUCUGCGCCGUUCAUGCUCUCCUCUGCCGUCCCCAAUUCAUUAUUUCUUCGUUCUCUCCCGCAACUCACCCGCGCCGCCUGACGAUUCUGGACCGAUGGCAGUCCCCUUGCGCCCCCAAAUUUUGCUCCCGAUCCCACAUUCCGCAGACAUUUCCUUUUUGUCUCUCCUGUUUCCCACAGCAGGAGCCGUGGGGGAACGGAUUCCCGCUCCUGUUUUGGGGAUAGGCUCAACGCCGCUGGUCACCACCUCCCAAUUUCGGACAAACUCGCUCCACCCCGUCUGUCUCUCCUUUACGCUUUCCCGCGCGGACAGGGUCCGAGGGAAUACAGCACAUCGCAGGCUUCGGUUUGCCAACUUUGAACUCCUCAACUUACUGAUUUUCCCUGCCAUUCUAGUUACAUCUCGUUGAUCGUGCUUGGCUCUCUCGUCACCGGUUUGCCUGUGUGGGUGACAUUGCUACAGCGGUUCGGGGAGCUUCCGUAACCUCUCUAAGCAAAUGGAAAGUCUAAAUCUG
Lasiosphaeria miniovina is the source of this 801-nucleotide messenger RNA. RefSeq lists its product as uncharacterized. The record is from RefSeq and is a predicted model, not a curated record. NCBI's taxonomy places the organism in Eukaryota, Fungi, Ascomycota, Sordariomycetes, Sordariales, Lasiosphaeriaceae. The coding region runs from base 190 to 696 and encodes 168 amino acids. The transcript has a single exon.